CAGAGGGAGCGGCCGAGUGCUCAGCUCAGCAAAAAAUGUCGGGCGGCGAGGGGUCGGCCGCCGCCGCGGAGCGCAAAUUCGCUGCCGAGGAGUACGACCCCGCGGAGGCAGCGGCCCAGGCCGCGAGCACGAGCCACGGCCUCGCGGCCUCCGACGGACCGCCUCUCACACUCGCCGGCGAUGGCCUCAGGAGGAGAAAGGUCAUACACGCCGCCAAAGAGACCCUCGACAAGGCGUCUCGCCUCCUCAGGCGAAAAAUACCAUGUACUGGCCACUUAAUGACCCCCCGCCGCCUAUGGAUUCAAAAAGUUCCCACACAAGAAUGCGAUGUAGUGAUGGCGUUUCCGAGUGGAAGCAGCGACGACACGUUAAUGUGGCUUCUGCAACGCCUGCGGGCUGGAACUCCGGGACUUGUGGUGCACGUGCGACAUCACGCCUCGUCAGAUAGUUACGGAUUCUAUCUGACAGCGCCGUAUCCUGUGCUACUGAAAGCCGCGGAAGAGGUGCACCUGCCGAAACGACUGCGCUCGGAGUACGGCGGUGGACUAAAAGAAUUCGUCGGCUCGGAAGCGACGUACUUCGAGGGCAACGACGACGAGACGCUGUUUUUUACGACCCAGGAACGCCAAUCGCUAAUGCUUUAUCUGAUGCACACGCUCAGGGCAGGACCGCACGAUCUCAACAGUUUGCCAGGUCUCAAGCUCGUCGAAGGCCAAGCGAUCAUUCCUAAAUGUCUUUCUGCGGGCGUCAUUUCACAGGUAUUCCCGUUGCACGAAUUACCGGAAUUGGAGAAGCUACAGCGGACGUGGGUUCGGGCGUUUCUGAGUCCGCAGCCCCUUGACGACAUUGCCAGGUACUUCGGCGUCAAGAUCACAAUGUACUUCGCGUGGCUGGGCCACUAUACCACCGCCCUCAUUGUUCCAGCUGCUGUGGGUGUCAUAUACUGGGUCGGCAUCAUCGGUAGGAAUCAGGCGGUGGAGGACGUAGCCUACGUGCUGUUCUCGAUUUUCAAUGUGAUAUGGGCAACCGUUUACCUGGAAACGUGGAAACGCAGGGGUGCCGAGCUCGCUUACAGGUGGGGUACUCUCGACCAGAGAGACGACUUGUUGGUUGAGCCCAGACCAUUAUUUACGGGAACUCUUGAAGUAUCACCAGUCACGGGGAGACUCGAGCCAACGUAUCCCAGGUGGAAAAGAAACAUGUUUCGUUACUUCGUUAGCGUGCCUAUCGUUGCCAUUUGUUUAUUCUUCGUUUUCAUAGUUAUGAUAGUCAGCUUCCAAAUUCAGGACUGGUGGGAUGCGAAACUUGAAGCUGCUGGUCAUGGAUUUUGUCUGAGUUAUGUACCGAAGGUGCUUCUUGCUAUUGUGAUUGCAUUGAUGGAUGAAGCUUACUUUAAAGUUGCCGUUUGGCUGAACGACAUGGAAAAUUAUCGCCUUGACACGGAGUACGAGAACCAUCUGAUCUACAAAGUGGCGCUGUUCCAAUUCGUCAACUCUUUCCUGUCGUUAUUUUAUAUUGCGUUUUACAUCCAAGAUCAAGAAAGACUUAAAGAGCAAUUGGCGGCCCUGCUGAUAGCGAGACAAGUGAUAGGCAAUUUGAAAGAGUCGGCGGUACCAUACCUGAUCGAACAAUUGCGGUUGGCAAGGCUGAGCUUUGAGAUGUUUGGCGCAUUGAGUCCAAGCGAGGCUCGAUCGCCACCGGGCGAGCCAAGCAACGAAUCCGAAACGAUGAGCGCCGCGUCGAGUCCAUCGCAUGACGAUGACAAGGAGCCGAGGAUCAAGCAGCCGAGGAACGUCAGCCAGGCAGAACUGGAAAGCUCCCUCUAUAGAGUAGGGCAUCCAACUAAUUCGCUACUUAGUGACGUUGCUUUCAAGAGAAAGAAACGCACAAAUUUGCAGUACGAUGGAGCAUUUUCGGAACAUCUGGAAAUGCUGUCUCAGCUUGGCUACGUCUGCCUCUUUUCGUCCGCAUUCCCCUUGGCGGCACUUGCCGCAUUGUUAGGCAAUCUCUUAGAGCUACGGGGUGAUGCUUUCAAACUAUGCUUCGUCCUUCAACGGCCCUUCGGAAGACGAGUAUCGAAUAUCGGAACUUGGCAGAACGCCAUGGAAACGAUGGCACUGGUGGCAAUAUUGGUGAACUGUGCGCUGAUCGGUCUUAGCGGGCAAGUACAACGAAUGUUUCCGGAGAUGUCGGCAACACAAACGAUAUUGCUUAUUGUUGCACUCGAGCACAUUAUGUUGAUCAUACGAUUUGUCAUCGUUUGCGCGAUACCCGACAUCCCCAGUUGGGUUGCCACAGAGAUGGCAAAGGUCGAAUUUUUACGUAGAGAAGCAGUCAGUCGACUCUCCUCUACGCCAUCGCCGUCCGAACACCAAUCGUCGACCGUCAUAGAAAAGGAUGCUAUAGUCUUUAGGAAAGACGGUGCCGAAGGCAACGAGGACGAGCGCAAGCAGCAGCAACAGCAGCAGCGCAGCGCCGCCGAGGAACUAGCGAGCGCGAGGAAACUGAGCUACCGGGGUAGUCAAUCGGAAACGCCAUCGAUACCAGCGUCCUCGCUCGCGCCCAGUGGGGCCGGCACGCCAGUACCAAGAAUCUGCGAGACGCCGACCCGGCCCUCGGCUGAGACUCCCGGCAGCACUGGCAGCGAGCACAGCAGUACCUUCCUCAGCGAUACCGUGGUCAGGGAUAUCAAUAUAUGCUCCAUUCCCAGGGGCAGUAUACCCGGAGGUGAAAAAGGGCGACGGACGAGAGAAUGGCUAACGAGCGAGCAAGAUUCGACGGGAAGCGGGGAAUACGGGCAUCACCUGACGAUCGGACCUCACGGCGGUAUCGACUGGGUGAGACGGCUGGGCUUGGAAACUGGUGGGAGAAAAUCCAGCGACUCGGAAAUUAGCGGCGUAGGCACGGGAAGUAAUAGCGGCGAUGAGAUGGCCCUGCACCGAUCCACUGAUUGCGUCGCUUCCAAAGACUAUGCUGCAUCUUCGGAAAGCGAUCUACUCCGAUCAAUUCCACCUUGGACUCCGUCACCUAGAAAUCAAAAGUUUCGUGCCUCUCCCGAACGAGAAAAAGCUCGCGAAAAAGAAAAGCAACAGCAGAUACAGCAGAUGCAACAGUACCAGCUGCAUCGGGAAUCCGUUCAAGAGCAUCGCGAUCGACAAGCGCAAAUGGAGAAGGAAUCCAGUGGAGCAGUGUCAGACUCAAGCAGGACGACGUCUAGCCAAGAAGAUGAGAAGGCCUCGAAGGAAGAACGCGAAGCCAAGAAAACGAGAGUCAAGCAAAGUCUGAUGAAGAGGGCGAGAUCCGUCGCAAUAUUUUCUCUUAAGUUAAAGGAACGAAGAGCACGGGAGGCGGAAGUGAAAGCGAAAGAAGCAGAGAGGGAGGCUCGAUGGCAGCAGCCCCAGUCAAUGGUCGGCGGAGAGCUGUCGUGCAUUCCCAUCGAGCAGCUUAUAUCCGUGGACGACAUUGCAGCUAUGGAGAUGCGCCGAAUGAACCAUUAGUUGUCGAUGCUUCGUGUGCUCCUGAGCGAAUCUGUCGUUGUAUCUCCUAGGAAACGUUAUGCAAUGUGCCGACACGUGACGCCCGCUGGUCGUUCGCGGACGUCCGGCAGAUUUUCAUUAGGAAUAGUCUCAUAAUGCCUUUUUAUUCAACUUCAAUGUUAUCAUUUGCAUAUUCUAUUUUUAUAAAGAAAAAAGAAAACGGAAAUGAGAUAUUCGCGCGCUGAUCCAUCAUGUUCACGUCCUAACAGUUAAGUUCAAAGCAAAUUGAUUCUAAUGCAACAAGCUCAUUGUAAUGUCGAUACCACACGUUUUUCUAUAUACAUUCUGUAAAUAAUGUUUUUAAACUCUCUCGAAUAAAAAAGAUUUUAUGAGACUUCCCCAACGAAGCGCGAUGACCGCAGCUGUGCGCAAGCGCGCCACGCCAAUUCGCAGCGCGCGUGUUUACACACCAAAAGGAUUUGAGUGUUACGCAACGAAAAUAAAGUAUAGCAUUAUAAGCUGAACGCUACAACAUCGCACCUUGUUUCUUUUUCGUCCUCCCGUACCGUGUUUCGACUUGACAAUUUAGGUUGUUGUGUUUAGCAACUGCACGAUAUAAGUCAGUAUUACGGAUAGUUAUUGUGGCCCCACUCAGCAGCAGGUUCUUUGUUCAAUCUGUAUAUUACAAGCAAAGCAAUUACAAACACCAACGACAACACACACUGCUUCGUGAUUAUGUUUUUCCUGCACUUAUCGCAAUGAAACUAGAUAAGGAAACGCAUUGGCAUCAACGAGACGCGCUUAUUUUUAACCAAUACAUUAUGCCUUUUAGGCCGCAAUUAUAUAUAAAGAUGAACGGAGUGAAAAGUAAGUAACGAGAGAAGAGCAAGGAAGUUUGCUACUGACACAGCGUAAUUGUUUACCAAAUCAUCAAAGCAAAUAAAGUAGCGACGUUUAUUACAUUAAGCCUUAUUUUGUAAAGCCGUUCACGUGAAUAACAAUGACUCUAGCAUGUAACUGUUUUCUAGAAUUGCGAUACUAGGAAGGUCCACGUCGAUCGUGAAACAUAAUUGUUAUCGUUGUUAAAUUAUAAGUUGUUAUCCGAUGUUAACUAGAUUUUUCGAUAUAGAGGUCUCUGCUCGAGAAAAUUGAAAGUGACAUUUUUUAAAGUGCAUAUCGAUGACAUAUUCAAGCGAGGUUUUUCAGUUGUUACAUGUAAAUGGAAUAACUUAUUGCCCUGAAAGCUAUUCCAGAAUUAGCUUGAAUAAUUUGAUGGAUUGGUCAAUUGUUAUUAAAAUUUCAGUUUUUUCAACGGUGUCAAUAAAUUUAUACAUAAUUAAUAAGUUCAGAUAAUUUGUUACUUAAUGUUUUAGAGAUGAAUUCUAGUUUUGAUGUUAUCUUCCAUAUAAUUUUCAUUGCACAAGGUUAAUAUUAAUUUUAUAUUCAUUUUAAAAUUAAAAUUAAUUUUCAAACGACUUCUUUGGUAAAGAAUGAGAUUACCAGGGUCCGACUCUGUAAAUACAAUACUAUCAUUAGAUGCGUAGAAGUCAUACGAUUUUGUAAAAUUUAUUGUACACGGCCUAGCAUACGCGUAUUCUCGCUCUCUGAAAUUCUUGCUCUCUUUCUCUUUUUCUAUCUCACGAGCGACCUCUCGAUUGCUCAUGAAAUUGAAUAAAGUACAUCACGAUCACAUAGCUUCAAAUAAAAGAUCAAAUUCAAGGCAUCGUCUCUUAAAUCUUCGUUGAUCAAUGAUAGUUAGACUUAGAUAUAUUUAUAUAGUAACUUCUUGUAAAGUAAUACUCGGUAAACAUGCAGGCGAAAGCAGCAUCGAGCACAACUGAUAAAACAUUAUACAUUCACAUCCGCGCACGCACACACACACACACACACACACACACACACACACACACACACAAACGCAACUUUAAAGUAACACUCUUCCGAUGCCUGACUCAAUGUAUAGCUGUAAAUCGAAAAAACGAUAGUGAAUAAAUUUAGUCGCUUUCUUAUUGCAUAAAUCGAGUGGGGUUUUAAGGCAUGGUCCAUAAAGUACAUAUAUGUGUUUGUUAGAUGUUUUGUAUAAAAGAACAAAAAAUCUAUUAAAGUGAAAAUAAAUUCAGUAAUCGGCAUUUUUUUG
Phymastichus coffea is the source of this 5613-nucleotide messenger RNA. RefSeq names its product anoctamin-8 (gene wwk). The transcript has 18 exons. Gene Ontology annotation, molecular function: chloride channel activity. Bases 36 to 3497 code for a protein of 1153 amino acids. Gene Ontology annotation, cellular component: plasma membrane. Gene Ontology annotation, biological process: chloride transmembrane transport. Lineage: Eukaryota; Metazoa; Arthropoda; Insecta; Hymenoptera; Eulophidae. The record is from RefSeq and is a predicted model, not a curated record.